Messenger RNA from Peronospora matthiolae, 966 nucleotides. NCBI's taxonomy places the organism in Eukaryota, Oomycota, Peronosporomycetes, Peronosporales, Peronosporaceae. The record is from the annotation of a GenBank genome assembly.
AUGACCUGCAGUCGCGAUGACCACGAGCAUCGCACGACGUCCAGCGCCGCAGCGCCGCUACCGACGUUGUCCUGCACAGCCGAGAGCGUCAAGGUCCUCGUGACGCUCCUGAGCUGUCUCGCACAGACCAAGCGCGACCAGCGCGUGCGCUGCGACGUCGAUCGACGCGGUCUGCUCUUCACUGCGCACUCGAUUGGCAAGAGUCUACAGGUCACGACUUCCAUUGGACGAGAGCUCUUUGAGAACUACCAAUUUGAAGAACAAGACGAGGAAGACGACGACGAUGAUGGGGUGCAGCUGAGCUUUGCGUUGAACGUGCACCUGCUGCUCGAGUGUCUGUCCAUUUUCGGGCCGUCUGCUCUUGCGACGACGUCGCUACGGAUGACGUACGAAGCUGAGAGUGCCAGUCUACUGCUUGUUGUUGAAGACAGUGGCUUCAUGUGCGAGUGCUCGAUGCAAGUGCUCGAGCACGAAGGAGGAGACAUGGACCAAUUGGAAUUCGAGAGCGCGUUCGAGCAAUCGGCAGUAGUCGCGCGCUGUAUCAUGCAGUCGGAGCCCCUGCGUGACGCCUUCGCCGAGCUCUAUGACUUGCCCAGUGCUGCAAGCGUGACGAUCGCCAUGACGGACUGCAAAAGAGCUGAAGACCAAUCGAAAGCCAAGUGUUUGAGCUUGAGUGCCACGUCCGAGACAGGGUCGUGCGAGAUCGCCUUUGCGCCCACGUCUUCGGCGUUCAUUGAGUUUUCUUGCGCCCCGUCGACGGAAAAUGACGACACGGGCAGUUACGCGGCUACUUUUCAUGUUGCAGUACUACAGCAGGCGUUCAAGGCGCUUGCACACUCGAACGAGACGUUUCUUCGCAUGAAUGGUGACGGAUUUCUGUCGAUUCAGCACAUGGUCGAGAGUGGUACAGGUGACAAGGCUUUCGUCGAUGCUUUGAUCAGUCCCGAAGACACAUCCGUACCGUAG